Molecule: messenger RNA, 177 nt
Organism: Gongylonema pulchrum
Lineage: Eukaryota; Metazoa; Nematoda; Chromadorea; Rhabditida; Gongylonematidae
Source: the annotation of a GenBank genome assembly
AUGGCCACUGGCAUAGCAGUAUGUGGCGCCGGUGUCGGAACUGUCUUAUUUGCUCCGAUCAGUGAGGCACUUAUCAAGGCAUUCUCCUGGAGGACGGUAUUCGCCGUUUAUGCUGGUGAGCCUUGUAACUUUAUCAGAGAUCUGUAUCACUUAUUCACCGAACUGAUAAAUUUGUGA